This is a messenger RNA of Armigeres subalbatus, 622 nucleotides long. RefSeq lists its product as uncharacterized. The record is from RefSeq and is a predicted model, not a curated record. The transcript has 4 exons. The coding region runs from base 1 to 480 and encodes 159 amino acids. NCBI's taxonomy places the organism in Eukaryota, Metazoa, Arthropoda, Insecta, Diptera, Culicidae.
AUGGGACUUAGCAGAAGUGGGGGAACCCGGGGCAAGGUCACCCUAACCAUUUUGAACUAUUUUAUGUGUAAUAAAGACAUUUCUGCCAACGGGAGUUUUUGUCGGGUCCAUUUGAACCAACGGCCAUUAGAUAGUUUUUUCAAAUUUACAAGUGAAAAUCAUGCAAAUACUUAUUUAAAGGGACUGAAAUGCAUAAACAUCCGUUUCCCACUUCAAGUGAAAAUCUCAAAACAGUGUUCCGCCACUGCGCUAGAAGACUCGGCGGAACCGCAAGAAUAUGAAUGCAAGGAUUCCGGAGCUCUGAUGGAUACACCAAGUCUCGAGCACAAUGAGUCUGGCACGAUCAAUAACCUUUCAACCAGCUUCCAACUUCAUUGGGCCGAUGUCAGUUGCCCUUUAUGUUAUCUCUGGAAAUGCAGCGCGACCAUUCGCAAUAAAAGAACAUUUACAUUCUUUAUUUAUAAGACUUGCAGCCCGUGACUGGCUCGUCUCGAAUAUAACAUAACAUUUAAUGAUCAUUUAAAAAGAUGAAAAAUAAACAAAUUUAAUUUAUAAUAAAAUAAAUUAAAUCAUAUUAAGUUAAAGAGCUAUAUUAGAUAACCAAUAAAAUAUAAAGAAAAAA